GGCAGAGGUAAGCCGAGCAUCAGUAUCAUAUAAAAAGCCGGCAGAAGUUCCAGUUCGAUAUCAGUUAGCCUUCUCAAGUCUUUCAACAAUCAACAUGAAGUUCUUCAUUGCUUUCGCCUGCCUGUUGGCCGUCGCCCUCGCCAACGAAGACGCCGGUGUUCUCCGUUCCGAACAGGAAGUUAAUGUGGACAACUUUAAGUUCGCUCUUAAGCUGGACAACUCUGUCGAUGUGGAGCAGCAGGGUGCCCUUAACGGUGAAGAGUGGGUGGUGAAGGGUGCCCAGGCGUGGGUUUCUCCCGAUGGAGUACCCGUGUCCAUUCAAUACCUUGCCGAUGCCAACGGUUACCAGGUGCUGUCUGCCAACCCUCCUCUGCCCACCCCACCCCCAAUCCCAGAUUACAUCCAGCGUUCCCUGGAAUACAUUGCCGCCCACCCUUCCCAGCAGUAAAUUGUUUUAAAUAAAUGCGUUGAGACUUACA
Messenger RNA from Drosophila erecta, 479 nucleotides. It is a transcript of the gene Cpr47Eg, whose product is annotated as cuticular protein 47Eg. Lineage: Eukaryota; Metazoa; Arthropoda; Insecta; Diptera; Drosophilidae. Gene Ontology annotation, molecular function: structural constituent of chitin-based larval cuticle. Gene Ontology annotation, cellular component: chitin-based extracellular matrix. The record is from RefSeq and is a predicted model, not a curated record. Bases 95 to 448 code for a protein of 117 amino acids. The transcript has 2 exons.